AUGACAGCUCAACUCUUAGGGUCGGCCACGUGGAAGGCCGCCCCCCUCUUCCGCAACCAUCCCGGCUCCGGCCUCUCCCUGACUGAGGAAGCCUUCUUAGAGGCUGUCGUGCACGGCAACGUUUCUGAAGUGAGGCGCUUGGUGGACGAGCUGCCGGACAUCAACGUCAGCGGCGUCCAUUUCACGGGCCAGAACGCUUUGCAGCUGGCCGUGGCCAACGAGCAUUUGGAGAUCACUAAGUUACUCCUGGAGAGGAAAGACCUGACCGGGACUGGCGACGCGUUGCUCAUAGCCAUCCGUAAAGGUUACGUGCGGAUCGUGGAGGCCAUUUUGAGCCGGCGAGACUUUGCUGACGUUCAGAGCUUGUCUUCUAGCUCUAGUCAGGUGGAUGUACGCGGAGACCUCUUUGCCGAUGACGAGAACUGCGGCCUUUUCUCCAACGGCAUCACGCCCAUCAUUCUGGCCUCCCAGUGCCACGACUACGAGAUCGUGCACUUGCUUCUCGCCAGGGGGGCUCGCAUCCAGCGGCCCCACGACUACUUCUGCUGCUGCGGCGCCUGCAGCCGGCAGCAGGCCGCCGACUCCUUCAGACACUCGCAGUCCCGCAUCGACGCCUACAAAGGUCUCGCCAGUCCGGCCUAUCUGUCGCUCUCCAACGAAGAUCCCAUGAUGGCGGCGCUGGAGCUGAGCCACGAGCUGGCGGUCUUAGCCAGCACCGAGAUGGAGUUCAAGAACGACUACAAGAAACUGUCCGUGCAGUGCAAAGACUUCACGGUGAGCCUCUUGGACUUGUGCCAGAACACUGAGGAAGUGGCAGCCAUCUUGCACGGUGACUCGCUGGAGAGUGUGCAAAAGUUGGGCAGGUUAAAACUUGCAAUCAAGUAUGACGUUAAGAAAUUUGUGGCCCAUCCCAACUGCCAGCAACAGCUGCUCUCCAUCUGGUAUCAGAACGUUUCCGGACUCCGUCGACAGACUAUGGCAGUUAAGGUUCUCCUGGUCUUCGGGAUGACAGUUAGCUUGCCAGUUCUAUCUCUGGUGUCCUGGAUUGCGCCAUCCAGCAAGCUCGGGAAGCUGAUGAGUGGUCCGUUUCUGAAGUUUGUGUCCCACGCCGCCUCCUUUGUCACCUUCUUGUGCCUGCUGGUUCUGAACGCAGCCGACCGUUUCAACGGUCCGUCGCUUCUGCCCAACAUGACGACCCACCGUCCACCCUCCCAGCUCUUCCGCAUGAAGACCACGCCUUUCACCUGGAUUGAGAUUCUCAUUGUGUCCUGGGUGCUAGGGAAGAUUUGGAAAGAAUGCAAUGACAUUUGGUCGCAGGACAUCAGGGAAUAUAUCGCAGAACCAUGGAACUUUCUGGACUUCAACAUUUUGGCCAUCUUCAAUGGCUCGUUCAUCGCGCGGCUGAUGGCGUGCUGGCACGUGUACGCCGCUCAGCGCUACGUGGACGAGAACAACACGAACCUGUCCAGCGCCACUCUGCCCUCGGACAUUCGGUAUUUUCAGCUCGCCCGAGUCAAGUGGCUUCCAUCAGAUCCGCAGCUCAUUUCCGAGGGCCUGUACGCCGUCGCGGUCGUGCUGAGCUUCUGCCGCAUCGCCUACGUGCUGCCGGCCAACGAGAGCUUUGGCCCGUUGCAGAUCUCGCUAGGCAGGACGGUGAAGGACAUCUUCAAGUUCCUGGUGAUUUUCAUCACAGUCUUUGUGGCCUUCAUGAUGGGGCUGUUCAACUUGUACUCGUACUACCUCGGGGCCAAGCACAACGACGCUUUCACCACACUGGAGGAGAGCUUCAAAACGCUCUUCUGGGCCAUCUUCGGCCUGUCGGAAGUGAAGUCGGUGGUGAUCGAUAUCGACCACAAGUUCAUCGAGAACAUCGGCUACAUCCUGUACGGCGUCUACAACGUCAUCAUGGUGAUCGUCUUGCUCAACAUGCUCAUCGCCAUGUUCAAUAGUUCCUUUCAGGAGAUUGAGGGUGACGCCGACGUGGAGUGGAAGUUCGCCCGAGCCAAAUUGUGGUUUUCAUACUUUGAGCCAGGCGGUUCACUGCCCGUCCCCUUCAACCUGCUCCCGAGUCUCGGCCCGGUUGUUUCACUCUUGCAAAAACUCAAAGGAUGUCUUUUGGAUGUAGCUCCAGAGAAAGUCAGAGAAAAUAUGCAGUGUGACGAAAUGGAACACAACAAAUUAAGUCAACAAGAAGACUCCAGAGUGGACUCAUCCACUUGCCCAACACGUUAUCAAAAGAUCAUAAGCCGCCUCGUCAAAAGACACAUCCUGAAAGCGCAACGGGACAAAGAAAACGACGAAGUGAAUGAAGGCGAACUGAAAGCCAUCAAGAGGGACAUCUCCAGCCUUCGCUUCGAGUUGCUGGCGAUGGGCAAGCGGGAAGUGAAGACCCUGGCUCAGCUCGCCAGGCAGCUGAAUGAAGUGACACAAUGA
This is a messenger RNA of Syngnathus typhle (broad-nosed pipefish), 2433 nucleotides long. Its product is annotated as short transient receptor potential channel 6-like. Lineage: Eukaryota; Metazoa; Chordata; Actinopteri; Syngnathiformes; Syngnathidae. The transcript has 11 exons. Gene Ontology annotation, molecular function: inositol 1,4,5 trisphosphate binding; store-operated calcium channel activity; protein binding. The record is from RefSeq and is a predicted model, not a curated record. Gene Ontology annotation, cellular component: cation channel complex; membrane. Bases 1 to 2433 code for a protein of 810 amino acids. Gene Ontology annotation, biological process: regulation of cytosolic calcium ion concentration; manganese ion transport; calcium ion transmembrane transport.